Molecule: messenger RNA, 529 nt
Organism: Capsella rubella
Lineage: Eukaryota; Viridiplantae; Streptophyta; Magnoliopsida; Brassicales; Brassicaceae
Exons: 1
Coding region: 167-349 (60 amino acids)
Source: RefSeq, a predicted model, not a curated record
UCUGGCUUUUGCAAGUUAAGACUCACAAAGACAAAAGAGUUCUCAAGACGCGGCGCAACACAGAUUAGAAAGAAAAAAAAAAAAGACCUUUCAAAAGCGCAGAGUAAGAAACAAGAAGGAAAGAUAAAAACUAGCUACUCUUCUCGACAAAUCAAGAAAAACAAGAAUGGUGUCUCAAAAGCUAGAGAUUUGCAUCGAAUUGGUGAAAAUUGCUGUUGUUUUCGUCACCACCGUGGCUGAAACAGUAGAAGAAGCUUUCCGUAAGCCUCAACCGUCGCUUCCAGUAGUUCAAGGUGGUCGCCGGAAUAAUUACGCCGCUGUUCCCAUUCCUCUUGUUGGAUUCAUGUGAUGAGCUUUUAAUUUUCAAGUUCUUUUUUUUUUUUUUGAUUUUAAUUUUGGCCUCGUUAAAAGUUAGUAGUUCUCGUGCCUUGUGGCGUUUUGGAUAUUGUUGAUUUGUGUAUAAAGUAUAACCAAAAAAGAUCAUGAAGAGUUUACAGAUAAAUCAAAUCGUCACACGUUUUCUACAUAA